Molecule: messenger RNA, 1579 nt
Organism: Leptidea sinapis
Lineage: Eukaryota; Metazoa; Arthropoda; Insecta; Lepidoptera; Pieridae
Gene: NGR-A24
Product: tachykinin-like peptides receptor 99D
Exons: 10
Coding region: 323-1579 (418 amino acids)
Biological process (GO): G protein-coupled receptor signaling pathway
Cellular component (GO): plasma membrane
Molecular function (GO): tachykinin receptor activity
Source: RefSeq, a predicted model, not a curated record
CACGCAAGGCACGGCCGUUUGCCGAGAAUUAUCUGGCGUGGAAGUAAAAGUAAUGCCGCGUUUUAAUAACACAACUGCCCAAUAUUUACUAAAAUACAAUUUAUUAUUAAUCUUAAGUAAUAUAUCAUUGUUUUAAUUUUCGAAAACUUUUGUGGAAUUCCAUUCAUUAGUGUUGUGGCGCGAAAGACUUAAUUACGGCUUUAAGUUCAUGAAUUGAGAACUUUAUCAUUUAAUUUAAUAAUGGUGCAGAAGAAAACUGUGAAGUGUGCAUAAAUUUAAAAGAUUUUAUUAAUCUAGUUACAAUCUAAGGUGCGAUGCUAGGAUGCUGGACGCUUUAGUUCCAACAAGUGCAGCUAACUGGAGCACAACGUUUGACCACCAAAAUUUCUACGUCACAUUCUACGAUGAGACCGUUGGAGAUUACGUUAAUACGACGCAAAAUGUUACAGAGGUGUACCAGUCGUUCAUUCUCCCCUGGUGGCGCCAGCUACUGUGGACCGUGCUGUUUGCCGGUAUGGUCGUCGUCUCCACCGUGGGUAACCUCGUCGUCAUCUGGAUAGUAUUGGCCAACAAACGUAUGCGCAGCGUCACCAACUAUUUUCUAGUGAAUCUCUCGAUAGCAGACACCAUGAUGUCAACACUAAACGUCACAUUCAACUUUACCUACAUGCUGUACUCCGAUUGGCCCUUUGGAGACUUCUACUGCAGAUUCUGUCAGUUUGUCGCUGUACUGAGCAUAUCAGCUUCCGUUUUCACACUCAUGGCUAUAAGCAUUGAUCGUUACGUGGCCAUAAUGAGUCCACUGCGACCUCGGCUCGGUAAACGGGCAACUCUUGGGAUCGCAGCCAUCAUCUGGGUCGGCAGCUGUAUCAUCAGUAGCCCCAACUUCCUAUACUUCACUACUGAAGUGGACUUACAGGCAGACGGAAGUUUGAGGCGGGUGUGUUAUUCUGACUGGCCUGAUGGAAUUACAACAAGAUCUCAACUAGAAUAUAUGUAUAACAUAAUAUAUAUGCUCCUAACAUACUUUUUACCAAUAAUGUCGAUGACAUAUACAUACGCCAAAGUUGGAAGAGAGCUAUGGGGAUCAAAAUCUAUUGGAGAAUGCACACAGAGACAGUUGGAAAACGUCAAAAGCAAGCGAAGGGUGGUGAAAAUGAUGAUAGUAGUGGUGGUGAUAUUUGCUGUUUGCUGGCUGCCAUUCCAUACAUACUUUUUAGUUACAUCCUACUACCCGGAUGUCGUAAACUACGAACACAUUCAGGAGAUUUAUUUAGGGAUAUAUUGGCUCGCUAUGAGCAAUUCGAUGUACAAUCCCAUCAUUUACUGUUGGAUGAACUCCAAAUUCCGAAGAGGAUUCAAGCAGUUAUUCUGGUGUUGCGGUUUUGGCUAUCGCGGAAUUGCCAGACACCGAGCAUUUGGACCAGACAGAUAUGAUAUGUCCAUGCGAUCUGUUUCACCGAGCCGUAAAAAUGGCACAAGUAUAUUCAAGACAACAUUCGAAACGACAAAGUCACAAAAAUUACCAUCAAGCUCUCCUCAUUUGCUACAUGCAAAUAAAUUACGUAAGGAGACAUAA